Molecule: messenger RNA, 762 nt
Organism: Cheilinus undulatus (humphead wrasse)
Lineage: Eukaryota; Metazoa; Chordata; Actinopteri; Labriformes; Labridae
Product: neurexophilin-1-like
Exons: 2
Coding region: 1-762 (253 amino acids)
Molecular function (GO): signaling receptor binding
Source: RefSeq, a predicted model, not a curated record
AUGGAGACAUUCAGCAGGAAGACUUUGGUUUGGAUACUUCUGAGAGGAACAUUUUGUUUGUUGGUUCUUGGUGAACGUCGUGGCAGCUUCAGCAGAGAAGAACACCUGUCUUCACAGGAAAACUGGGCACCCCAAACAAGGAGUUUGGGUGAGAACCAAAAACUACCCAUAAUGCCCUUUUCAAAGCAGGGACUUCUGGAAAUCUUAGGAGGAAACCCUCGGUCUCCCUCCAACCCAUCCUCAAAGUUCAAGCUCCGUCCUGUUAUGAAAGUCCACGGAUCUACUAAGUUCUCCAGGACGUUCAGUUGGGGCGACUUUUACUCCAACAUCAAAACUGUCAAACUGAAUUUGCUGAUCAUGGGGAAAAUCGUGGACCACGGGAAUGGCUCUCUAGGAGUCUACUUCCGCCACAACUCCACAGGUGUUGGCAACGUGUCAGUCAGUCUCGUCCCGCCCAUGAAAGAGCUGGAGUUUGAUUUGGAGCGCCAAAGCGUGGUCAACCCAAAAGACUCCAAGACGUUCAACUGCAGGGUGGAGUAUGAGAAAACUGAACGCAGCAAAAAGGUGAUGCUGUGCAACUACGACCCAUCAAAAACGUGUGCUCAGGAGCAGACGCAGAGCCAUGUCACCUGGAUGUGCUCCAAACCUUUCCAAGUCAUCUGCAUCUACGUGUCUUUCUACAGCACGGACUACAGGCUGGUUCAGAAAGUCUGUCCGGACUACAGCUACCAGAAUCCAGAAGCAUACCUGCCCAAAGGUUAA